Cuscuta epithymum is the source of this 2289-nucleotide messenger RNA. The record is from the annotation of a GenBank genome assembly. NCBI's taxonomy places the organism in Eukaryota, Viridiplantae, Streptophyta, Magnoliopsida, Solanales, Convolvulaceae.
UAUUGUCCCCGCCUGUUCACCCGGACCCGGGUUAACAACUGAACCCACGGUUAAGAACUCUAUGAAGAGCAUACAUAACAAUAUCACUCUUUCUUUGUUUCAAUUUGAUUGCGAAAGUCUUGAAUUGAUGAAUUCCCUUCUCCGGCUCUUGUCUCCACAGAGAUAGUCAAUUUCGAUUAUAUUUCAUUGCAUCUUCAGUGUAUGUAUAUUUCAUUCGUUUGAAUUUCAUUGUGGACUCCGGUUUCUUUGAAGCUGCUUCACCAGUCUUCUUCAACUUCCCUGUACUUUCUCUACGCCAUUCUCUCUGCAGUCCAGCUUUCACAUAUUAACUUAAAUGGAUUCAUGCAAAAACCCAACCUCUUCUUUUUAUGUGUUUGCACCUUCAAAGCACAGUAGCCAUGGUAGAGGGAGAGGAUUUAAUGCAAGGGGUAACAGUGAAAGGUCAAGCAGUCUUGGUGGUGGCUCUGGAAAAGAUAAAAUUGAUGCUCUUGGUCGAUUACUAGCUCGAAUUCUUCGUCACAUGGCUUCAGAGCUAAAUUUGAAUAUGAGGAGCGAUGGGUUUGUCAAGGUCCAAGAUCUAUUGAAACUACAUCUAAAAACAUUUGCCAAUAUUUCAUUGAGGUUGCACACAGUUGAUGAUAUCAAAGAGUUUUUUCAGCUGUGGACUGCUACAUUCCGUAAGUUCAAAGCAUCUCCUUCCAUUUUUGUAUAAAAUCGACCAAAACAUCAGGGCUGUCAGAAUGACCAUGUUACCCAAUGUGCGAUAGUCUAUUCUAAUGCUACACAUUCCUCCAUUUUCUGCCUUAGCUUUGGCAGACUGAUCACAGAUUCACAGCCGUCAUGUGCCGUCUUGGACAAGAAGUCAUCAAAGAUGGCCACCUAAGAGAACUUGAUAGCGGAAAACAAGACUGAGGGUAUUAUCUUUUCAUAAAAGAAGGCAAGGAUGCAAAAAAAGAAAAGGACUGUGUCAAGAAUGUACCCAACCAAAGCUAAGUACUUAAGUCAAGUCAAAUGUGAACGUGAAUUAAAGUUGUUCAAGUUUCAGUUUAGGAUGUUUGACUGACCAAUCAAGCUCACUUGAAGUUCAAUUUCAAGUUUAAUUUUCGAAGUUUUGUUUCAGAGAAGUUGAAGUUUCCAAGUUGAGUUUUAAGUUUGUAGUUUCUAGUCAAAUUCAGAUUUCAAUUUUUGUUAUCAAGUUUAAUAUUUUGUAGAUGCGCUAGCUUGAGGGUGUGUGUAAAGUGUGAACUAUGAAGAUAUAGCGAGUCCUUGUUUUAGAAAUAUAGGUUCUGUCAUUGUCAUUAGGUUUAGUUUUCCGUUGGGUUUAGGCCCACUACUUAUUAUUUAUUUAUUUAUCAAUAAUAUCAAUUUAAUAGUCUUUAGCAAAUGCAAUGUUAGUCCAAGUUAAAAGUAAUAUUAAUAUAAAUAGUAGAUUGUAUAUUUGUAUUUGAAAUAACACAAUUACCAUAGUUCUAGCUUGUAUGACACCCAGUCUCAUGUAUUGCAUCUUUUGGUUUUUCCCUCAUAGGUUGCUUGUUGGUGGAAUUGCUAAACUGUUUAUCAAGGUGAUGGGUUUAAUUUUGCAAAACAAUGUUACACUUUUUGCUCCUUAAAUAUCGCAGGCAGUCAGAAAAGAUAACAAACAAAGGUUUAGCUUAUUAGAAGAAAGUGGAGAGCUUUGGGUACGUGCAAACCAAGGGCACUCAAUAGAGACGGUUGAAACAGAAAGCUUAUUGAAAUCAAUAAUUUCAGCUGAAGAAGUGCCAGUUUGUGUGCAUGGGGCCUACAAGAAGGAUUUGCAAUCGAUUUUAGAGCAAGGUCUCAAACGCAUGAGAAGAUUACAUGUACACUUCUCAUGUGGCUUACCAGCCGAUGGUGGUGUAAUUAGUGGGAUGAGGCGAGAUGUCAAUAUGCUCAUAUUUCUGGACGUCAAAAAAGCAUUGGAAGAAGGAAUGAAGCUUUACAUCUCUGAAAACAAAGUCAACUUGACUGAAGGUUUUGAUGGAGUAGUGCCGGUGAAGUAUUUUCAGAAAAUAGAAUCAUGGCCAGACAGAAAAUCUAUCUCAUUUCGUGCUGUUUAGUCUUUGAUGAUACCCACGUUUUGUCGUAUUUGUUACACUUCUAAUCUUUUUUUUUACUUUAUGUUUCUGCCGUCUCUGUGAAAUCGCUAAAGAGAUAACUUUAACAAAUUGAAAUGCAAACACGUAACAUUGUAACAUCAAAUUAUCCUCACGCUAGGACUUUACUGGCAUACGUAUUGGUUUACAACUCCCAUCUCGGAAACUUGUUCAG